CCCCAAAUCAUUUGUUUUUCCCUUUUUCUGAACCUUUUCCAAUUCCAGUAUAUCUCUUUUGAGCUGGGGUGACCACAUCAGCAUGCAGUCUUCAAGAUGUAGGUGUACCAUGGAUUUAUAUAGAGUUUUACCAGCUGACUUUGAUGCUUGGAAGGUGAGCCCUCAAACCGCCAAUAUGGUAAUAAACAUCUGCCUCCCACAGUUCAAGCCAAGAAUUCACUGCAACAAGAUUUCUGCUGAUGGUUAUGAAGUGGAGAACCUCAUCUCUGAAGACCUUGCAAAGAGAAACCGGGGCUUUCGCAGUGAAUAUUUCAUCAAGCCCCCGGUCCAUGUUACUCUCUCCUUUCCCUUCAACAUAGAAAUCUGCAGGAUUAACAUAGACAUCUCAUCGGGCGGGUAUCAGAAUUUCACGGGGCUGGACAUUUACACGUCUACCUCAUUGAACAAAAGCUCUUGGAACAGCCUGGAGUCUCAGUUCUCAGGUCUGGCCGGACAGCCUGUGUCGGACAAAGACGUUUUCACACUAGUGGGCAAAGCCGUUCUAAAAAAUCAAAGCAAAGUGACGUUCAGCCACAGGGGCUUCAAGCCAAGGCCUCCUUUCCAUCAGAUGGAAGCUGUCUUCUACCCUGGUUCUGCGUCUCACGACCUAUGGAAUAAAGGCCCUGCCUCAAUGAGCAAUGUAUCACACUUAAAGAUUUGCAUCUCCCAUGUAGCAGGAGGUGGCCUCCCUUGCAUUAAAAGACUAGAGGUCUGGGGACAGCCAGCCAAGUCAUGCCCGCAGGAAGUGAUGGACGGCGUGUUCCAAGUGGCCUCUGGGUGCCUGGCUCAGGGCUUGGGUGUCCAGAGCACCAGUUUCAUGUUACCAAUGGAAAGCGAGUGUGUGCCCGUAAGCAACUCCAACAGCGAACAGCAGAGUCUCCAGAAGCUAGUCGAUGUUGUUCAGGAUAUCCCGGAAGAGUUCUUGGACCCUAUCACUCUGGAGAUAAUGCCCUUCCCAAUGCUGCUGCCGUCUGGCAAGGUGAUCGACCAGAGCACUUUGGAGAAAUGCAACCGGAGUGAGGCUUCCUGGGGUCGGGUGCCCAGCGAUCCUUUCACUGGAGUUGCCUUUAGCCAACACUCCCAACCCCUCCCUCACCCCUCUCUAAAAGCGAGGAUAGACCACUUCCUAUUACAGCACAGCAUUCCAGGCACCAACCUCCUCGGGAGGGCUCAGGUCUUGGGGAUGGUCACACCUUCUUCUCUAACCAUGUCCUCUCUGAAAAGGAAAAUGGACUGCAUGGAGCAUAGCCCUGAUGACAGCAACCACGAAGAACCCUCCUAUUUUUCUACCACAAACUUACUAACCAUGACUACCUCAGAGAGCAGUGCUAAAAAAAUGAAAACUGAGAGUGACUCACAUUUGGCCCAAAUGGACUGCUCGACAGGUCCAGUCUCUCAUGAACAGAAGCUGUCCGAAAGCUUGGACAUUGCCUUGACCUCUGCACUCAGCUCUAGGCCAUCGUUUACAGCUAGGCUGAUAAAAGGCCAGCAGCCGCAUAGCGAGGGGAGUUGCAGCAGUUCUUGGAAUGUAAAUACCCUAGCUGAGCGCAAUAGCAGCCCAGUUCAAGGAUGUGCUUCCUGUAAUAGAACAUUUUCUUCUUAUUUCAAAACGGAGCCUGUGUACCAGCUUCCAUGCGGCCACCUCCUGUGUCGUCCUUGCUUAGCUGAAAAGCAGAAGGCCUUAACGAUACUGUGCAUGAAUUGUAAAAGGUCAGUCUCUGCUCAUGAGGUGCUGAGGGUCCACUUUUAACUUCUUGGGCGCUGCUAUUGAAAUGGCUGGCUGAAAGGCCCCAAGGAGAGCUGGAGCCACUGCUGUUCCACUUGCCUGUAUUGAAUAGUACGUGGUCCUUUAAAGAGCUUGCCAGAUGAGUGCACGUAAUUCUGAAGAGAACUUUGUUGUCUUAUGCUUACAGAGUAGCGGGGAGGUGAGAGCAUCGCCCCAGAGCAAAGCGUUACAAGGAUAAUAAAGCCAUACGCUUCUUUAACAAGGAAAAUGUAUUUAUAUGAAACUGACAUCCAUCCAGUCACGCACCAUCACUCCACCCUUCCAACGGCUCAGUGAUUAGCAUAGGUGCCUUUUGAACUGUGAGUUUAGCUUCCCUGUCAUUUAAAACCAUUUCAAUAUUUGACAAGUAGCCGUUCAGUCCUGGGCCACGUGAAGUCCUUGUGAUCGAAUCUGUGCAAGCUACCUAACUUCUGCCCUCUCCUGCCCCCACUCCCUCCAAUUUCCCAGCUGUGCUAAGAGCACAAAGGUCACCUGUUCUGAAGACCAGUAAGUAAUAGAAAGAGGGGCUGGAGUUAGUGCAUAAGUAACUCUGAUGAUGAUCUCAUUCUGCUCAUACAACUUGUAGAAAAGCCACUGCAUUACACACAAUGUCACUCUGUUUGUCAUAUGACAGGACUGGCUCCUGUCUGGCUGAUAGACAUUUAAGCCUUAAUAAAAUUAUGGUUUAAAGUCA
Chelonoidis abingdonii (Abingdon island giant tortoise) is the source of this 2498-nucleotide messenger RNA. It is a transcript of the gene UBOX5, whose product is annotated as U-box domain containing 5. Gene Ontology annotation, molecular function: ubiquitin protein ligase binding; ubiquitin-ubiquitin ligase activity. Lineage: Eukaryota; Metazoa; Chordata; Testudines; Testudinidae. Gene Ontology annotation, cellular component: nucleus. Gene Ontology annotation, biological process: protein polyubiquitination. The record is from RefSeq and is a predicted model, not a curated record.